GUAUAACGUGUGCAGCCCCGACUCUGUCAGCUCCUGACAAAUCUGUGAGGAUGGAGAAGAUGUCGGGUGUCGACCUGCACAUGGAGACUUCAGAGGGAGGCCUGAAGGAGCUGGUGCUCAAGUGGUUCACCGAGACUCAGGCACUGCUCAUCCUGAACCCUAACGGAAACUUCCCCGACUGGUUUCAAGGCUUUGCUGCACGAAAGGACACGGAAGAUCUACUGAGAGAUAAAGCUCUGGGCUGUUUCCUCAUUCGCCUCAGUGACAAAGCCAUCGGCUACAUCCUGUCCUACAAGGGCCUCGACAGGUGUCGCCAUUUUGUCAUCACCCAGAAUCCAGAUGGACAGUUCGUCAUAUCAGGAGACUGUCAGACAUACGGCAGUCUCACAGAGCUGAUAGAGCAUUACAAAGUCAGCCCCAUCCAGCCCUUUGGAGAAUACCUGACCUCCAGUUGUUAUGAGGUAAACACAGGUGAGCUGUAUGAUGUGGUGAAUUACAACCCCAAACAAAAGCCUGGGGUGAGUGUCCAAGCUCUGCGGACUCUCUGGGACCAAAAACAUAAUCAUCACAGCAACCCUGGCAACAAUCAAAGGAUUCAGCAGCAAAAUGACUCUCCUGCAGCUCAGCCACCUGCACUGCCAGCUAAAUCCAAAAGCAGAAAGCUGACGGGAGCAGUGUCUGUAGACACAAUGUCCCUCUCACAGGUUGUUCCUCCAGUACCAAAGAGAGGCAUUCCUCUUGGCUUCUCCCUGAGUGGGUCUUUGCCCGACACAACAUCCCAUCCUAGUGAAACCCAGACCGACCCAAACAGAUCGCAGAGACUCAGAGGAAACACAAACCCAGCGCUAAUGUCUGACAGGGACUCAUUUAACACCACUGACACGAGCUAUCCAGGUGAUCUUUGUCCACCGGGGCUCACAUACUCGGAGCUGACACAGAUGGAGAGCAGAAGCAAAUCUCUUCCAAGACUCAACAACAGCAACAUGGAGGAAGAGGAGGAUGACGAGUACUCGAACCAGCUCGGUAGUCCCGCUUUCAAAACAUCUUAUUCACCCACUCCUCCGAAGAGGGUCACCUGUCACACCUACUCCCUCCACGACCCCAGAGACAGUCCGCGGCCGAGCAGCUCCAGGUCAGAACAGCAGGGUGGUGACGUGGAAAUGUUGAAGUCCAACCCGCUGUACCACACCUCGGAUGCACCUGGAGGGAGAUCAGCUCAGCUGGGAGACGGCAUGUAUGCUGAGGUUCCCCAGAUACCGACACCUGCUGGGAUGCCUGAUAACACCUAUGAGCAGAUCCCUGGGGAGGCUGUGGUCGUCCAGGGCAACAUGUACGAGUCGCUGGAGGAUGUGAAGACCAAGAAGCCAAAAUCAACCUGGGGGAAAAAUAAUAUGAAAUGGAAGAAUUUCCUUCCCGAUUACAAGAAGAAAUAAAAAGAACUCAGCGACUGUUUGUUAUUUGGUAAAUUGAGGCAGAAAUGAAAUGAGUAUUACAAAUAAAUCCCUUUUAUGAGUCCAUUUUA
Messenger RNA from Sander lucioperca (pikeperch), 1522 nucleotides. RefSeq names its product SH2 domain-containing protein 7 (gene sh2d7). Bases 51 to 1433 code for a protein of 460 amino acids. Lineage: Eukaryota; Metazoa; Chordata; Actinopteri; Perciformes; Percidae. Gene Ontology annotation, cellular component: cytoplasm. The record is from RefSeq and is a predicted model, not a curated record. The transcript has 6 exons.